Messenger RNA from Triplophysa dalaica, 3928 nucleotides. Its product is annotated as NACHT, LRR and PYD domains-containing protein 3-like. Gene Ontology annotation, molecular function: protein binding. The transcript has 9 exons. Bases 16 to 3069 code for a protein of 1017 amino acids. NCBI's taxonomy places the organism in Eukaryota, Metazoa, Chordata, Actinopteri, Cypriniformes, Nemacheilidae. The record is from RefSeq and is a predicted model, not a curated record.
AGCUACUUCUGCAAAAUGAGUAAAGUCAGUGUUGAUGUGAAGGCGGACACAAGUUCAGCUGUAAAUGCUCCUGUGCUCACUGGAAACACUAUAACAGGACCCGUGACCAUCAUCUGCGGCUCAAACACUGCAGAGCAGCAAAACUCCACAGAGAAGCGCACAAAAGAACAAGAGACUUUAGGACUGAAAGAGUUUUUGAGAAGUCAUAAGAUCUACAUGAAGGAGAAUUCAAAACGUAUAUUUGAGGGUAUGAAGGAAAAUGAAGCCAAUCUGAAUGAGAUUUACACAGAUGUGUUCAUCACAGAGGGAGAUAUGAAAGAAGUCAACAGUGAACGUGAGAUUCUGAAGAUUGAUGAUGCCUUCAAAAACACAACCAAGACAUCACAGGACAAACACAUCAAAUGCAAUGAGAUAUUUCAGUCACUGAGAGACAAGAAGAAGAUUAUUCUGACCAAAGGCGUCGCUGGAAUUGGUAAAACAGUCUCUGUGCAGAAGUUCAUUCUGGAUUGGGCUGAGGGAACAGCCAAUCAGGACAUAGAUGCCAUGUUUCUGUUUCCAUUCAGAGAGAUGAACCAGAUAGAAGACAAAGUCAGUUUUCAUGAGUUUCUGCUGGAAUUUUAUCCUGAAAUGAAAACAAAUGUCAUAAAGUUAACAGAGAAAUGUAAUGUGGCGUUCAUCUUUGACGGACUUGAUGAGAGUCGCUUGAGUUUGAAUUUUAAAGGCAGGAAACUGAGGAGUGUUGAGGAAAGAUCAUCUGUAGAUGAAAUGAUUAUAAAUCUGAUAAGAGGAGAUCUGCUUCCAUCAUCUCUCAUCUGGAUCACAUCAAGACCAGCAGCAGCCAAUCAGAUUCCUUCUAAGUUUGUAGGUUUGUUCACUGAGGUGAGAGGAUUCACAGACCAGCAGAAAGAGGAAUACUUCAGAAAGAGAAUCAAAGAUAAGAGUCAAGCUGAUGAAAUGAUCAAACACAUCAAGAGAUCUCGUAGUCUCUACAUCAUGUGUCACAUCCCCGUCUUCUGUUGGAUCACUGCGUCAGUACUUCAUGAUAUUCUCAUCCAGAACCAUGAAGAAAACAUUGACACGACUCUCACUGAGAUGUACAUUCACUUUUUGCUGAUUCAGAUGAACAUGAAGAACCAGAAGUAUGAUGAGGAAGAUGAAGAAGACUAUACCAAGCUCUUAGAAUCCAAUAAAACCACCAUUCUGAAGUUGGCCAAGCUGGCGUUUGAGCAGCUGAAGAAAGAGAACAUCAUCUUCUAUGAGAAAGAUCUUAAAGAUUGUGAUAUUGAUGUGAGUAAAGAUUCAGAAUACACAGGAAUGAUCGCUGAGAUCUUCAAGAAAGAAUCUGUUCUUCACAAGACAAAAGUCUUCAGUUUUAUACAUCUGAGCGUUCAAGAGUUUCUGGCUGCGCUGCACGUCUUCAUCUGCUACAUGACCAUCAACAUGAAGGACCUUGAGUUUUUUAUCACACCUAAACAAAACACAAAGAUUUAUCUUCAUGACAUUCUGAAGAAGGCCAUUGAUAAAUCCACAGAGAGUGAGAGAGGACAUCUGGAUCUGUUUUUACGUUUUCUGAUGGGCCUUUCACUGGAGUCUAGUCAGAAGCUUCUCAAAGGUCUGCUCACACGCACUGAAGACACCAGAGACAGCAUCACGAAAACAACUCGAUACAUUCAACGAUUACAGGACAAGAGGAUCUCAGAUGAAGCUAAAGUGAACAUGUUUUACUGUUUACUGGAGCUGAAGGAUCAGUCAUUAUACGAGAGAAUCCAGAAAUAUUUACAUCCAGAUGAUUCAGAUUCAGUCACAAAUCUCUCAGAUUCAAUGUGUACACUGAUGAUCUAUGUGCUGCUCAUGUCAGAGAACGUGCUGGAUGAGUUCAACAUGAACAGAUAUAAGACAUGGGAUAAGAAGAUACUCGUUCCAGCUGUGAGAUGUUGUAGACGAGCGAUAUUGUCAGGGUCUGAUCUGACUGCUGAGUCCUGUGAAGUUGUGUCUUCAGCUCUUCAGUUCUCAAAGUGUCCUCUGAGAGAGCUGGACCUGAGUAACAAUGAUCUGAAGGAUUCAGGAGUGAGGCUGAUCUCUGAUGCUCUCAAGACUCACAACUGUCAACUACACACACUGAGAUUGUCGUGGUGUAAUGUUACUGAAGAGUGUUGUGUAAGUUUGUCUUCAUGUCUACAAUCAUCAACGUCUCUGAGAGAGCUGGACCUGAGUAACAAUGAUCUGAAGGAUUCAGGAGUGAAGCUGAUCUCUGAUGCUCUCAAGACUCACAACUGUCAACUACAAACACUGAGGUUAUCAGGUUGUAUAGUGACAGAUGAAGGUUGUUGUUCUUUGGCUUCAGCUCUGAGUUCACAGUCGUCGCACCUGAGAGAGCUGGAUCUGAGCUACAAUCACCCACAACACACAACACUUCAGCUGCUCUCUCACACACUCAAUGAUCCAAACUACACAAUCAAUGUGGGUCAUGGAGGAGAGAGAAGAAUUAGAGCAGGACUACACAAGUAUGUCUGUGAUCUCACACUGGAUCUAAACACAACACACACUAAACUCAAAGUGUCUGAAGAGAACAGAAAGAUCACACGUGUGAGAGAGUGUCAUUCGUAUCCUGAUCAUCCAGACAGAUUUGAUGUUCAUCAUCAGGUGUUGUGUAGAGAGAGUCUGACUGGACGCUGUUACUGGGAGACUGAAUGGAGCGGAUCAUUUGUUCAUAUAUCAGUGUCAUAUAAAAGCAUUGAGAGGAAAGGAGAGAGUUAUGAUUGUGUGUUUGGAUUCAAUGUAAAAUCAUGGAGUCUGAGGUGCUCUAAUAACAGAAUCACUGCAGUUCACAAUAAUAAACAAACACACAUUAGUGUUUCUCCAGGUGUGUGUAAGAGAGUAGGUGUGUAUGUGGACCAGUCGGCCGGCACUCUGUCCUUCUACAGCGUCUCUGACACACACACACUCACACACUUACACACAUACUACACAACAUUCACUGAGCCUCUCUGUACUGGAUUUGGUGUUUAUGAAUGUAACUCCUCAGUGUGUCUGUGUGACAUAAACAGCCUCUAUAGAGCCUCCUGUUGAACACAAGAGACACACACAUAACCACAUGAGUUAUUACACAAACACUGUCAAAUCUUUCUCUUCUGCUUUCUUUUGUUUGGACAUUAUGGUGUGUGUAGGUGUGUGUGUGUGUGUGUGUGUGUGUGUGUGUGUGUGUGUGUGUGAGUGUGUGUGUGUGUGUGUGUGUGUGUGUGUGUGUGUGUGUGUGUGUGUGUGUGUCUGCGUGUGUUCGUUCGUGUGUGCGUGUGUGCGUGUGUGUAUGAAAAUGAGCAAAGAAAUCACAAUAACUGUCAAUAAUGAGUAAAUAUAUAGAUCAUAACAGACAUUAUUUAUAUGUUUGUGUGUCAAUAUUUGUCACGUCAGACUCUUAGUCACUAGUUUGUUUCCAUCAGAGACAAAAGUCCUUGUGUGAGUGGAGGAAGAUUCUCUUUGUAGUUUUCAUCAGUUGCUUGUUUCUCUGUCACUGAUGUGUAAGUUCUCAUGAACAAGAGAAGAUUCAUGUUGUGUAAAUGUUGUGCUCUUUUAUUCUGUUUAUAUAUGAUCAUAUAUGACACAUGUGAACUCUGUUGUGCACUUUUACUCUGUUUAUAUAUGAUCAUAUAUGACACAUGUGAACUCUGUUGUGCUCUUUUACUCUGUUUAUAUAUGAUCAUAUAUGACACAUGUGAACUCUGUUGUGCUCUUUUACUCUGUUUAUAUAUGAUCAUAUAUGACAUACGUGAACUCUGUUGUGCUCUUUUAUUCUGUUUAUAUAAGAUCAUAUAUGACACACGUGAACUCUGUUGUGCUCUUUUACUCUGUUUAUAUAUGAUCAUAUAUGACACACGUGAACUCUGUUGUGCUCUUUUACUCUGUUUAUAUAUGAUCAUAUAUGACACAC